Molecule: messenger RNA, 10144 nt
Organism: Haplochromis burtoni (Burton's mouthbrooder)
Lineage: Eukaryota; Metazoa; Chordata; Actinopteri; Cichliformes; Cichlidae
Gene: eys
Product: eyes shut homolog
Exons: 50
Coding region: 303-9380 (3025 amino acids)
Biological process (GO): establishment or maintenance of epithelial cell apical/basal polarity; heterophilic cell-cell adhesion
Cellular component (GO): plasma membrane; protein-containing complex
Molecular function (GO): calcium ion binding
Source: RefSeq, a predicted model, not a curated record
GGGCCAUCUCCUCAGCAGACAGGCACGCCUUCAGCCCUCAGCUUCUGAUCACAUUUCCUUAGCAACGUGUUUCCCCCGGUGUCGCUUAGACGGCUCAGCUGUCUUAUUCCCCACGGAGAUACACAUCUCACCUCUGACUAGCAAAUUCUCCAGAAUGAUGGUACAAGUCACCGUCCCAGGGCGGAACACCUUUGCAACUUAAUGGCGAUUGCUACUCUGGUGGACUUUGGAGUAAAGCAUCACAUAAAGUCGUUCUUAAAAGUCCCAAACUGAUUUGGAUUAAAUACAGAGAAAGAGGAGACAUGAGAUCGUCAUUGUUUCACGUGAGUCUCAUUUUUGUGGCCAUUCAUAUGAUCCACUGCCAAAUCCUUUGCAACAGGCAACCUUCAACCGAAUGGCACCUUAAAAAAAACACCAUCCAAAUGAAUUGGACUCUAAUAGGGAACAUCUGCAGGAGUGUUUCUGAGUGUUGGGAUUCCCAGCGGGGAGACGAGUCAAGUGAGCAGCCUUUCAACUUCCCACAGAUAUGCCCACUUCAGCUACAACAUGGAGACAAACUGUUGAUGUCUGCUGAUGAAACACUCAAGUCAUAUGGCAUCAAACUCCUAAAUGUGUCAAAAGAGAACUUUGAAAGCUGUUCUGCAACAGGACAGAGAGAAGAUCAGUUUCUCUUCCCUCACAACAUAAAUGAAAGAGAGCAAGUCGAUGCCAGGUGGCUCAUGCCGGGUCACCGUUAUUUUAUUGCGCUGCACGAAGGAGACACGCAGCUGUGCACGCUAGGUUUGAGGCUGAACGUCACAGUUAAAACCCAACUUUGUCGGAGCUCCCCGAUGCUUCGACUUUGUUCGGGGAACGGUGUCUGUCAAACAGGAGUCGGAGAGAGUGCAUUCCACUGUCGAUGUCACCACAAGUAUUCCGGGAGGUUUUGUGAAAAGUUUGAUGCUUGUUUGGAUAACCCCUGUGAAAACAAAGGAAUCUGUUUGAGCAAUGGAUCGACAGAUCCACACUACAGAACAUAUAAGUGUCUGUGUCCUCCACAUUUUACAGGGGUUAACUGCUCUGAAAUCAUUGGGAAAGCAAACUGUGACAGCAUCUGUGAAAAUGGGACAUGCCUUCAAAUAUCACCUGCAUCCUUCAAAUGCAUCUGUGACAAUGGUUUCUCUGGCCCACCGUGUGAGAAGAGGAAAGCCUCCUGUGACCCAAAUCCAUGUAGAAAUGGUGGUACAUGUGAAGAGAGUCCCACAGGAUUUGUUUGCCAUUGUCCGGAACAAUUUGCGGGCCUCUACUGCGAAUCUCGAGUUAACUUCGAUUGCAAGUCGUACCCAUGUCAGGAGGAACAAAUGUGCACUGCAGGGGAUCGCGGCUCUGAAUGUGUCUGUGCAGAUGGUAGUGUGGCCACAGCGUGCAAGAGGCAGAACAGCCUGUGUAGUCCAUCACCAUGUUUGAACAAUUCCACCUGUGUGUCCAGGGGAAAUGAUUACAUCUGCAGAUGUCUGAGUGGGUUUUCUGGGAAGAAUUGUGAAGAAAUAAUUGACUACUGCAGUCUGCUCAAUAUCAGCUGCCUAAAUGAGGGAUUGUGCUUGAGUGUAAUUGGCGGAUAUCAGUGUGUUUGUGCCCGGGGUUGGGUUGGAGAAUAUUGUCAAUAUGUGGGUGAUGCCUGUCAGAUAAAGCCAAACAGCUGUUUGAAUGGGGCAACAUGCAUUGCAACAAAUCAGCCAACAUCUCCCCCUCAGUACUCCUGCAAAUGUCCCCUUGGCUUUACAGGAACAAACUGUGAGACUGAGAUCAAUGAGUGUGACUCCAGACCUUGUCAGCACAAUGGCAAGUGCUGUGACUUGCUAGGAGACUACAGUUGCCAAUGUCCUACAGGUUUUCAAGGAAAGAGUUGUGAAGUUGACAUAGAUGCUUGUGCCCUGUCCAACAACACAUGCCCACCAAAUACUGAGUGUUUGGAUCUCCCUUAUGGGCUUGAGUAUACCUGCUGUGUACCCUGUCCUCAGCACCUUCAGCCUUGUGCCUUUGGAGGAUGCUGUGUGUUAAAUAACAGCAAUGCUUAUCGAUGCAUCUGUACCCCUGGAUGGUCUGGGCAGGACUGCCGCGUAAAUGUCAACGACUGUAUUGAACAUGGGUGUCAAAAUGGAGGCACUUGUAUGGAUGAGAUUGAUGGUUACAGCUGCCUUUGUCCUAGAGGAUACACAGGCAUCUACUGUGAAGAGGACAUUGAUUACUGUGUUGACCACCGCUGCUCUGAACAUGGUUUUUGUCUGGACCAGCAGUAUAACUUCACCUGCCGUUGCAUGCUUGGAUUCGAAGGACCGCUUUGCGAAGUGGAAAUAAAUGAGUGCCACAGCCUCCCUUGUUUAAAUGGUGCCACCUGUGCGGACCUAAUCAGUGAUUAUCGGUGCCACUGUCCCCCAGGAUUUGAGGGAAGGAUCUGCUCUGAAAAUGUAAAUGAUUGCUGGCCACAGCCUUGUCUAAAUGGAGGCUCAUGUAUGGAUCUGAUAAAUGACUUCAUUUGUCACUGUCCAACUGGGUUCAAGGGGAAAGAUUGCUCUUUGGAUAUUGACCUUUGCUCGUUUGGAAUGUGCAGUGAACAUACAUUAAAAUGCACCAAGACCAAGGAUGGACAGAAUUUCUCUUGCACAUGUGAAAGAGGGUUUGGAGGGUCAUUUUGUGAAGUAAAUCUUAAUGAGUGCCAGUCAAACCCAUGUCAGAAUGGUGGCAUUUGCGUGGAUGGCAUUGACAUGUAUCAGUGCUUAUGCUCAGAGGGAAAAAAUUGUUCAUUGUCCGACUCGCCAUGUACACCAGACCUCUGCAAAAAUGGAGGAACCUGCUCCUACAGCUUGACUGGGGAAACGCAGUGCAUUUGUCCGGCAGGAUACCUUGGCAAAGAUUGCUCCUCAUCGGUAAACCAAUGUGUGUCAAAUCCCUGCAACCCCGAGGGAACCAUCCUCUGUGAAAAGCUGGAAAAUACUUCUAGAUGUGUGUGUCAACAUGGGUACACUGGGCGGCACUGCAAAACACCUAUAAACCACUGCAUUGAUGGCCUGUGUCAACAUGGUUCAGCGUGUGUCAAUCUAUCAGGAGGGUUCAAGUGUGAUUGUUUACCAGGUUUAACAGGGCAGUUUUGUGAGAUAAACAUUGAUGACUGUGAAAAAGAGCCAUGUGGAGUCCUGAGCAUUUGUAAAGACACUUUGAACGGCUACAAUUGCUUCUGUGCACCAGGAUUUAUUGGAAAUAAUUGUGAGAUUGAAGUGAAUGAAUGUCUCAGCCAGCCUUGUCGCAAUGGAGGCUCCUGCGUAGAUGAGCUCAACUCAUUCAGCUGCCAGUGUCCCCCUGGGAUCACAGGCAUCUACUGUGAAGUCAACAUAGACGAGUGCACGUCCUCUCCCUGCCUGCACAAUGCCACUUGCGUUGACCUAGUUCAUGCCUACGGAUGUCUCUGUAUGUCUGGCUUUGCAGGUACAACAUGUGAACUCGACAUUGACGAGUGUGCUUCAUCUCCCUGCAAGAAUGGAGCCACUUGCAUUGACCAGCCUGGUAAUUACUUCUGCCAGUGUGUGGCUCCAUUUAAAGGUCAUAAUUGUGAGUUCUUACCCUGUGAGGCCAGUAAUCCCUGCGAGAAUGGAGCAGUAUGUGUGGAAGAGUUGGAUCAGGACCAUUUCCCUUUAGGUUUCCGCUGUCACUGUCGCCGUGGCUUCACUGGUCCCCGCUGUGAAAUCAAUGUGGAUGAGUGCAGCUCCAGCCCCUGUCUUCAUGGCUUCUGCUAUGAUGUUGUAGAUGGCUUUUACUGCCUUUGCAGUCCCGGUUAUGCUGGGCUCAGAUGUGAGAAAGACAUUGAUGACUGCGUGAACAGUUGGUGCAGCACCAACUCAGUAUGUAAGGACCUCCAUCUGAGUUAUGAGUGUGUGUGUCGUUCUGGCUGGGAGGGGGAGUACUGCCAACAAGAAAUUGAUGAAUGUUUAUCACAACCCUGCAAAAACAACGCCACCUGCACAGACCUUCUCAACAGCUACAAGUGUUUGUGCUCACGAGGCUGGACAGGUGUGGACUGUACAGAGGAUGUGAAUGAGUGCGAUUCUGGCCCUUGUCUAAAUGGAGCUCGGUGUCAGGAGUCAGACAUACCUGGGGAGUUCUCCUGCACCUGUCCCCCCUUCUUCAGUGGCCCCUUGUGCAAGCAGCCUUAUGACCCGUGUGACCCCCUCCACAAUCCCUGCCUACACAACUCCACCUGCCUGACACGCUCCAAUGGAACAGCUUCCUGCAGAUGCCCAGCUGGAUUUGAAGGAAGUUGGUGUGAAAUUGACACCAAUGAGUGCAGUUCAAACCCAUGCCAAAACCAGGGUGACUGUGUGGACCGGGUCAACAGUUACAGCUGUGUUUGUAAGGUGGGAUUUUCUGGCCUUCUCUGUGAGGAAGAUAUCAAUGAGUGUGCCUCUAGCCCUUGCAAGAAUGCUGGCACAUGUCAAGAUCUUGUGAACAAGUUCCACUGCAUCUGUCCCCCUGGUUAUUUUGGAACGCUGUGUGACCUGGAUGUGAAUGAGUGUGAAGUUUCACCUUGCCUACAUGAGGGCAUCUGUAUCAACACGCCCGGGGGUUUCAAGUGUGUCUGUCGCCCUGGAUACUCAGGGCCACGUUGUGAAGUUGACGUUGAUGAGUGUGUUUCAAACCCAUGCCAGAAUAGUGGAAAAUGUAUUGAUGCGCCUAAUCGAUACAACUGCUUGUGUGCGGGUGGCUUCACAGGGCUCCGCUGUGAGGCCAACAUUGAUGAAUGCAUGUCAACGCCUUGCCUUCAUGGAAGCUGUGACGAUGGAAUAUAUUCAUACACCUGUCUUUGUGAAUCUGGAUGGACCGGCAGCAGAUGUGAAACGAACGUCGAUGAAUGUGCCAGCAGUCCCUGUCUGAAUGGAGGCUCGUGCGUCGAUCUCAUCGAUAAAUAUGCGUGCUUCUGUCAGGUCGGCUACACGGGGAAAACCUGCGAGGAGGAUAUAGAUGUUUGCGAAGGCGCUACUUUUAAUGUCUCGUUGUGUUUUAACGGAGCCACCUGCAGUGAUGGUGAAGGAUCAAACUUUACAUGCAGCUGUCCACCAGGUUUCACGGGGGAUUUCUGUGAAGUGGAUGUUAACGAAUGUUGCUCAGCUCCCUGCCACAACGGAGCAGUUUGCCAAGAUCUUAUUAAUAGCUACAUCUGCCACUGCAGGCCAGGUUGGACAGGCCUUCACUGUGAGGAUGACAUUAAUGAGUGCCUUCCACAGCCCUGCAACCAGGGGAUAUGCAUUCAGAAUGAUCCAGGCUAUGGCUACACCUGUUUCUGUCGUCCUGGAUUUGUGGGGAGUAACUGUGAGCACAACUAUGAUGAUUGCCUGCUGAAUCCGUGUCCAGAAGCAUUUUCCUGUGUAGAUGGCAUCAACAAGGUCAGCUGCCUGCCUCCUGUUAUGGAUCCUGUUCCCUUGGCGACUGCAGUCGAGAACAUCACUCGCGGCUCCACACCCAGAGUGCCGAUGCCGACACUCUUCCCGGCACCAGCAGCUGAGGGGUCCACAGAUUCAAGCUACCUUCAUUAUUUUGGGAAUUCAUACCUGGAGUUUCCAGGUAUUGACCUCAGCACUCUCAACAACAUAACUGUGAGAUUUCAAACCACUGUGGCCCAAGGAACUAUACUAUAUGUGGACCAAGGACCUGUUAACGGUGAUUUCUUUUUCAUGAAACUCUUCAUCCUCGAUGGAAUCUUACAGUAUGCUUUUUGCUGUAAUGAAGAGGAAGAGGUUACAUGGAUUACUACAUUAAAUCAUGUUAAUGAUGGCACAGUUCACAUUGUAAAUAUCAGACAACGCCUGGCACCUUGUGAAGCAGAGCUCACUCUUUCUGGCCAUGAGAAAAUUAAAAGUACUGCAAGCAAUUACUGGUUGGGACACAUGAUCCAAAGAACGAACAAUGUCUUCACAGGGGGGUUGCCACAACAGUUUGUUCCCAGUCAGAAAGCAGAACCUUUCCACAACUACACUGGUUGUCUUGAAGUCAUUGAAAUUAAUAAACUGAGGAGCUUCUACACAUCGGAUGCGAUUGCUGGCAGCAACAUAGCUCGAUGCAGAUUCACUGUGCAUGCCAUACAAGCCUCCACAACAAGUUCCUCAAGUCUGGAAGCUCAAUCACCUACCUUUGACAUAGUGUUUGCAACAACGUUUGCAGUUCCCACACAAGCGCCAGAACAUCCAAUGAACGAACCUCAAGUUUGCCGCGACAGUCUUUGCCACAACGGAGGGACGUGCCUUCAGCUGCAGCCGCCUGGUGAAGCUCAGCUUUCUUGUCACUGUCCGCUUCAUUUCACUGGAACGUUUUGUGAAAAAGAUGCCACAGUAUAUAUCCCUUCAUUCAAUGGAACUUCCUACUUGGAGCUACGGCCGCUUGCGUUGCUUCUCCAGCCUUCUGGUGUCAGCAAUAAUCGACCCGCAGGAGUCAAGGACACCCCCGUUUUUCUCUGUUUGACAGUGAAAACCCGAUCCAGACAAGGAACGAUCCUCUACACUCAGGAGCAGAACUUUGGGGAUCAGUUCCUUCAUGUUUUCCUUCAAGAUGGAAGCCCUGUUGCUAAACUCGGUUGUGGUGGCAGUCAUAUUUUGCAUGCAGCUGUAAAUCAGAACAUCAAUAACAACAGAUGGACGUCAGUCACCAUCAGAUACAAUCUGCCUGUUGGCAAACAAGGAGGCCCGUGUAUGAUUGAAAUAGCUGCAGAUAAUGGCACGGCUCAGCAUCUCGAGGAGUACGUCUCGCACCCUGUGUCACAGGGGACCUUUGGACCCAUAUUUCUUGGGGAUGUUUCAUCUCAGUGGGACAUGCAUGACAAGAGUGAAAAAGCAGAGAAGAGAUUCAUUGGUUGUAUCAGAGAACUUCAGGUCAACUCAAAGGAGAUUUACCUGAUGGGUGAGGCAGUUAGAGGGAGAAAUAUCAAGAACUGUGACCCUCCUGUCUGCCAGCACUUUCCUUGUCGUAAUGGAGGAACUUGUAUCAGUGAUGCUGAGGACUGGUUCUGCGAGUGCCCCCCAUUAUACACCGGACGGCUGUGCCAGAUCACCUCCUGUGAGCGCAACCCCUGCAGUCACGGAGCCACAUGCAUCCCGAAGUCACCAUUAGAGGCCGUUUGUCUGUGUCCCUAUGGAAGACAGGGUCUGCUGUGUGACCAAACCGUCAAUAUCACUCGUCCCAGAUUCAGUGGAAGUGAUGAGUUUGGUUACACCUCCUUCGUGGCUUAUUCCUCCAUCCCGAGCCUCAGUAUCUUCUACGAAUUCAAGCUGAAGUUUACGCUUGCGGACGGUUCCUCUGCCGUCAAAGACAACCUUAUGCUGUUUGCUGGACGUAAAGGACAAGGCAAUGAUGGGGACGACUUCCUUGUUUUGGGAUUAAAAAGCGGAAGACUUGUACACAGAUUCAACCUCGGAUCGGGGAUAGCAACCAUCGUUAGUGAUCGACUGAACCAUCAGAUCAACAUCCACACCGUCACGUUUGGAAGGUCUAAGAAAACAGGAUGGCUGAAGGUUGACGGCCAACGUAACAGGACAGGAUUGUCUCCAGGACCUCUGGUGGGCCUCAAUGUUUUCAACCAGCUCUUUGUAGGUGGAUAUAAUGAGUACACCCCUGAACUACUGCCACUUGGCUCCAGGUUCCGUCAUGGCUUUCAGGGGUGCAUUUUUGAUGUGCACUUUCGCACAAGGAGAGACGGAAAGUUCCAAGCGCCGGGACAACCUGCGGGUCAUCCAGCCUUUGGGCGCAGCGUGGGUCAGUGUGGCGUCACCCCUUGCGUUCACGUUAAGUGCAGGAACGGCGGGACGUGCGUGGAUUCCGGCUCAUCUGUGUAUUGCCAGUGCCCAUUUGGAUGGAAGGGAGCGCUCUGUUCCGAGACCGUGUCAGUGUGUGAUGUCGAGCACAGCCCCCCUCCUUUGUGCGCCCACGGCUCCACCUGCAUCCCUCUGCCGAAUGGAUAUACCUGCCAGUGCCCCCUGGGAACAGCAGGAGUCUACUGUGAGAAAGCUGUGACCAUCAGUGAUCCAUUCUUCAGCGCUAACCUCUCCUCCUGGAUGUCAUUCCCACCUAUGAGUAUAAGACACAGGACUGAUUUGCAAGUGCAGUUCCAGCCGUUAUCACCUGAUGGCAUCCUCGUCUACAUUGCGCAACAUCUCAGUGCCAGAGCUGGAGACUUCUUCUGCCUCUCACUGGCAUCCGGGUUUGUCCAGCUGCGAUACAAUCUUGGGGACGGCACCCACAUCCUGCAGUCCUCUGAACAAGUGGACUUAAGCGGCAGGACCUGGCUCACGGUUAAGGCUGGCCGAACUGGUAACCGAGGCUUCCUCAGUCUGGAUAACAAGGAAGUUAGAGAAAAUGUGACUGAAGGCAUGGCCACACUCGAUGUUGCUACUGACGUCUUCGUCGGAGGCGUGUCGACUCUGAGCUUUGUCUCCACGGAUGCAACUGAAGGGGAUCCUGUGAGCUUCACUGGUGGCCUGCGAGAGUUAACACUCAAUGAUCGAGAGUUUGAGUUAACAGAGAGGGGAGCUUUAAGUGGGGCCAACAUAGGUGACUGGGAUGGGACAGCCUGCGGGUACAAGGUGUGCCAGAAUGGAGGUCACUGCAGGGCAACAAGUAGUGACUCUUUCACUUGUGUAUGUCCACCAUUAUGGACCGGUUCUGUGUGUAACCAGUCUGUGAGCUGUGUAAACAACGUCUGCAAACAUGGUUCCUUAUGCGUGGCAUCUAGUGUCACCUCGUAUCACUGCAUUUGCCCCUUAGGGUGGACCGGGAGGUACUGUGACAAGGAAAUGUCCACAGGCACUCUGAAGUUUGUUGGAAACUCUUUUGUUAAAUACUGGGACUCUAAAUACAACACAAGAAACUUAAAAUACACACAGGUUUCUUUCAGCUUUCUCACAGUCUCCAAUGACAGUCUGAUCAUGUGGAUGGGAAAGGCUGAACACGAAGAUGAUGACCACCUUGCAGUUGGACUUGAAGGGGGCUAUCUUAAAAUAACAGUCAAUCUUGGAGAAAGACUUUCCUUCCCAUUGGUUUUCAGAAAUCUCACUCUCUGCUGUAACAAAUGGCACAAUGUCUCUAUAUCUCUAAAUAGCACUGUUAUUCAAGUGUUACUGAACAGCCAGGAGAUCCUCUCUGAAAAUGUAGAUCCAUUUGAGCGAUAUGUAGCCUUAAACUACGGGGGGCAGUUUUACUUUGGAGGGUUUGAACUGUACAGAAACAUAUCAGUUGUAACCUUGGAAAUGUUUUCAAAUGGCUUUGCGGGGAAUCUUAGAAAUGUCUGUUUGUUUGGAGAUACCAAGCAAGGGCUGUUUCUUAAAAAAAGUGAAGGUUUUAAUAUCUUUGAUGGAAACGAGUAAGUGAAACUGCAAGUUCUGGUCUUUACAACAGUAGGAAAUUUACCUUUUAAGGUAGUUGAUAUUGUGUUUUCUAGUAUUUAGUCAUGUGAAAAUCCAAGUGCACUUUUACCGUCUUCAUGUUCUUCAUACAGACCAAGGUGGAGAUUUUUGGCUGUAAUGCACAGUAGCACAUUUGCUAAAAACCAAACAGCAUAUCAACACAGAUGAUUCCAACCAAGUGUCAAGCACAGUGGCGGAGGGGUGACGACUGGGACUUGGACAUCUAAUCAGAGUCGUUCAUGAACUCCUCUGUACAUUUAACUAAAGAUUGUCCAAAAUUGUGUCAUGCAACAGGACAAUGAUCCCAAGUGCAGCAGCAAAUCUACAACAGAAUCAAUCACCUCAACCUGACUGAAAUGUUGUGGUGGAAACUUAAGAGCUGUGCAAAAACAAAUACCCUCAAAACUCAAAGAGAUGAAGGAAUGCUGUAAAGGAUGGGCCAUAAUUCUUUCAUACUGAUGUGAGAUACUGAUAGUCAUACAGAGUAGUUAUUUAAAGUUACUUAAAGACUGCCACUAACGGUAGUCCUCCAAGUACUGAAUCGUGGAGUGCACUUAGUUUUUCACAGGACUGCAUAUAGUCCUGUUUUUUAAAUUGAAAAUUGAAUUGUACUACUUGUUUCUUCAACACUUUACAUACCAGUUCUGAGUUGCACUUAAAAUUCAGUUUGAUGAAACAUAUACAUUUAAAGUGUUAAAGGACAAAUUAAACUCUCUGAUUCCUUG